Messenger RNA from Penicillium maclennaniae, 1218 nucleotides. RefSeq names its product RraA family protein. Bases 1 to 1218 code for a protein of 405 amino acids. The record is from RefSeq and is a predicted model, not a curated record. Lineage: Eukaryota; Fungi; Ascomycota; Eurotiomycetes; Eurotiales; Aspergillaceae. The transcript has 3 exons.
AUGAGUCAGACCAGCCUCUUGGAUCGACUUUCGGCACUCGACACUAAUACAGUGUCUGAUGCGUUGGAUUUCCUUCAGCUCAAAGGGGCCACUUAUGGCUUACAGCCGUUAUGGAAUUGCCCGAAGAUUGUUGGUCGCGCCAGCACUGUGAAAGUAGGCAUUAAGCAAGAUACUGCUCCUACAACACAUCUCCUCACCCCAGUUGUGGAUGCGAUCACCACUGAUGAUCGCAUCCUCGUCAUCUCUGGCGGCGCGGAGGGAGUCUCAUGCUGGGGAGAUAUGCUUGCCAAUGCCUCGCGCGUCAAAGGCAUCCGUGGAACCAUCAUCGACGGCAGUCGCGACGUCGGAUAUCCCGUUUACGGCCGCGGCGUGACCAUGAUCAGCGCACGCAACCGGAUAGUACAACUCGACUCCGGAUCGGCUAUCCAGGUACGAGGCGUCACCGUCAAUCAAGGCGAUUGCGUGAUCGCCGAUCGAUGCGGGACAGUGUUCGUCCCAGCAGACCGCAUCGAGGAAGUCGUGGAAUUGGGAGAGCGGAUUGACCGUCGUCAAGCCCUUAUGGUCCAGGACGUCCUAGCGGGCAAAUUCUCAUCAUCAACAGCUCCUGUAGCCGCAACACCUACCAAGAGGAAUCCCAAGGAAGCUAGUGUCGAGGAUCAAGAGUUGUCGGCGCUUUUUGCCGACUCAGACACCCCUGGAGUCUCUGAUGCGCUUGAUAAACUUGGCAUCCCUGGACAGGCUUUCAAUAUCAUGCCCUUGACCAAUUACAAGAAGGUCACGGUUGGACCGGCCUACACUGUGCGCUACGUCCCCGCCAGCAACCCACCUGAAAGUGUUGGCGAUUUCAUCGACGACGUUGCCGUAGGCGAUGUUGUGGUCAUUGACAAUGGCGGUCGCACUGACUGUACUGUUUGGGGCGACAUUAUGACACAAUACGCUGGUUUGCGAGGCAUCGCUGGAACUGUUAUCGAUGGCAGGAUGAAUACCCUCGCAGCUGGGCGUUGGAUGCGGACCGGUAAAGAUCGGGUUCAAGUGGGAGGCGUCAACGAAGCGAUCGGUAUUGGAAAAGUACGUGUACAGGCUCGUGAUAUCGUUGUCGCAGACGCGAACGGAGUGGUUAUUGUUCCGCGAGAUCGAGCUCGCGAGGUGGCUGAAGUCGCACGAAAGAUCGAGGAGAGCGAAGAAGGCAUCCGAGGAAUGAUUGCCGAAGGAGCCUGA